AGUGAUUCCCUCCCUCCAAAAGCGAUUACGCCAUGUAUAAAUCGAAGGUGAAUACCCUAACGAUGUCAUUACAGUUCUAAACUUCAAAUCAAAAUGAAAACCGUAGCGAUAGUGUGUUUAUGCUUGUUUGCCGUGGUGCUUGCUGAUAAGUCCCCAUGUACAAUAGGCGAGACCAAGCGAGAAGAAUGUGCUAUUUGCGAUUGCUUACGCUUUCCAGAUGGAAGCAUCGAUUGGUAUUGCACUCACUGGGACUGCAAUAAUCCUCAUGAUGAGCUUUUAGGGAAAGAGGAUACGUGCAAAGUAGGCGAGACCAAGCAUGAAAACUGUGCUUUAUGCGAAUGCAUGACCUUUCAAAAUGGAAUCACCGAUUGGUUUUGCACGCAAGCAGAUUGCGAGGAAAGGAUCCGAAACUGAUAUAACGACAGGAGAGUGUAGAGAAGGAGAGACGAAAACAGAGGAGUGCCGUACUUGUAAAUGCAUCAAUAAUUAAACAAAGACACGAACCCUGUGCGGACUUGUUACGACUCAUGUUUUCCAUGAGGACGGCCCAUGAAAGUUUAACGCCCAUAUUAUCAUAACUGUCACCUUCAUUGCAUCACAAUAAAUUUACUACUUUCGU
Molecule: messenger RNA, 619 nt
Organism: Photinus pyralis (common eastern firefly)
Lineage: Eukaryota; Metazoa; Arthropoda; Insecta; Coleoptera; Lampyridae
Product: serine protease inhibitor I/II-like
Exons: 3
Coding region: 94-414 (106 amino acids)
Source: RefSeq, a predicted model, not a curated record